This is a messenger RNA of Pyrenophora tritici-repentis Pt-1C-BFP, 1398 nucleotides long. RefSeq names its product repressible acid phosphatase. Gene Ontology annotation, cellular component: fungal-type cell wall. NCBI's taxonomy places the organism in Eukaryota, Fungi, Ascomycota, Dothideomycetes, Pleosporales, Pleosporaceae. Gene Ontology annotation, molecular function: acid phosphatase activity. The record is from RefSeq and is a predicted model, not a curated record.
GCGCUCUUUUCCACCAUGCAGGCUGCUCUCCUAUCGCUCCUCAUUGUCGCUAAUGCAGCCGGCGCGCAUACAGGCUACUCGUUCGACCCUCUGCGACACCUCGCUGGCAUCGCGCCCUACUUUGAGGAGCCGCAGCUCGACCCUAAGCCACCACAAGGUUGCAAUGUAACGCGUGCAUCGUACCUGAUCCGUCAUGCCGCAAUCUAUGCCAAUGAUUUCGACUACGAAGAGUACAUCGAACCCUUCACCGACAAGCUCAAGAACACGACGGCAGAUUGGCGAAGCGCAGGCCCCCUGGACUUUCUCGCUCGAUGGAAGACGCCCAUCUCCGACAGCGAGCUAGAGGACCUCACUGCGGUCGGGAGGCUCGAGUCGUAUAAGCUCGGUGUCGAUGUUCGCAUGCGCUACCCCAGCUUCAAGGACCCCAAACGUGUAUGGGCGUCGACAGCCGAGAGGACUGAACUUAGUGCAUCAUCCUUCAUUGACGGUCUCGUCGCUGAAAGCAACAACACGAAGCUUGUUCCUGUGCGCGAGGAUAAAGCACGGGGCGCCGAUUCCCUGACUCCAUACAAGGGAUGUCCAAAGUAUAGCUCUUCUUUUGGCAGUGAGCAAUCAUCGGAAUACCAAGAGAUUUACACCAAGCCUAUCAUCGAACGUCUACAGGCCUACGCCCCUAGCUUCAACUUCACCGCCGACGAUGUCGUAGCUAUGCAACAGCUGUGCGGAUACGAAACUGUCAUUAGAGGCGAUUCGCCCUUCUGCUCUCUCGACGUCUUUUCUCAGGACGAGUGGCUGUCGUUUGAGUACAUGAAUGAUAUCAUGUACUUUUACAACACUGGAUACGGAAGUCAGCAACUCGCUGGCGCGCUUGGCAUGCCGUGGCUAAACGCUUCUGCCCAAAUGCUGCUCUCCGACGACGCCGACCAGGAUCUCUACGUCUCUUUCACGCAUCGAGAGUUGCCCCCUACGGUCGCUGUUGCAAUGGGCCUGUUUAACAACAGUGCCUAUUCCGGAUCAAACGACGUCAAUGGCACCAUGCCGCUUGACAGACCAAACUACGGCCGGGCCUGGAAGUCAUCAAAGAUCCUGCCUUUCUUGUCCAACUUUGUCAUUGAGAAGAUGACAUGCGAUAGCUAUGGUUUCGAUGCAGGCGACUACUUCCGCGUCCUCGUCAACCGGGAUGCGCAGCAGAUGUCUUGCACUGAUGGACCAGGACAGAGCUGCUCAAAACCCGCAUUUGAGAAGUUCAUCCAGGAGAGGAGUGAGCUUUUCGGUGGCUAUACCGAGGAAUGUCAGCCAGAGUACACGAACUCUACUAAUAUUCUAAGCAUAUACGAUUAAAGUAAUCAGCCAAUUGGCUAAUAGUAACUUUUAAUUCAUCGAUUUAGCCUCUUUGAA